AUGAGUGGAAUUAAGAUUGGCCUGGGUCCGCCGUGUCCUCACAGGCAGGAGUACAAUGCGGCUAAAGUCAGGAUUGAUCAGGCACUCGAGACUCUCAAGCGAGAACUGAAGAGCAUGAGGGACCAGGAUGUAGCCCUCCUGAAGCAUCUCAUCAAAAUCAAUGAAACGAUCCGGAAACUGGCCAGGGGGCGCUCCAACAGUCGGUCCAAUCAGCGCAAGGCUAGCUGCUCGGGAAGCACAGUGGCCGUGGGAGAAGGUACAGCACGACUGGUUCGUCAGCUGAGUGAACCACAUGACUGCCGAAUUAAUGCGAAGGAAGACGAACUACUUGGGUCAUCAGUAGGAAGUUUGGAGGAUUACGUGGGCGAUUAUGUUGAUGAUUUUUCCAUCAGCUCUGGCAGUGAGCUUGAGGACAGCACACCGUCUCUCCGGGACAUUCGCCUGAUCUCACGACCAAUUUCACGACCAAGAUCCAUUUCCUUCCUCACUAACGCUGUCCGCAAAGACGCCGACUCUCCCACAACGAACAAUUCCGUAUACGAGGAGAUUCUGCGCAGAAAUAUCAUAUUGUGGAAACACAGAGUGUCAACAGGAACGGAGGCAAAGAAUGAUUCAGUGUUUUGUGAAGAGGACGAGGAUGUGGAAGGUUACAACAACGCUACUCUUGUAUAAAAGCUACUCUACUGAAAGCAAUAUACAGC
Messenger RNA from Liolophura sinensis, 701 nucleotides. RefSeq lists its product as uncharacterized. Bases 1 to 672 code for a protein of 223 amino acids. The record is from RefSeq and is a predicted model, not a curated record. The transcript is spliced from 3 exons. NCBI's taxonomy places the organism in Eukaryota, Metazoa, Mollusca, Polyplacophora, Chitonida, Chitonidae.